Molecule: messenger RNA, 2787 nt
Organism: Acanthamoeba castellanii str. Neff
Lineage: Eukaryota; Discosea; Longamoebia; Acanthamoebidae
Product: hemagluttinin domain containing protein
Exons: 1
Coding region: 1-2787 (928 amino acids)
Source: RefSeq, a predicted model, not a curated record
AUGGACACUUGCUUGUUUGUGGUGGUGACAGCCCACCCUGUGGGCUCCUUUUUGGCCUUUGACACUUCGUUGCCACUGUCCUACUUGGUGUGGCAAGUGGACCACAGCAAGCUCUUGAACCAGGGCACCAACACACAUGCACAGAUCAACACUUUUGUUGUCUCCAAGGGUCAGGCCAGUGGACUCACACUGCUUGAUGGCACAAGCAAGGUGCCACCAACAAACAUCCCAAGUGCAACCCCAUCUGCAAUCAGCAGCAUCACUGGCAUCACAUCAUCCACAACCACAGCAUUGGGCAACAGUGCCUUCAACGUGGCAGCCACUGGCACAUGCAACAUCACAAUCUUGCCUGGUGCACUUGCUUCAUCCACCACCACAUCCAACAACGUUGUGAUCAGUUCAACAGCUCUCACUGCCGCCACCACAAACAGCACCAACAUUGCCAUUGGAUCCAAUGCACUCAUGGUCCACAUGGGCAUGCCAGUGGUGGCUGUGGGUCACAACACACUCAUGAAGAACACUACAGGCCAGUAUAACACAGGAGUGGGUCAUCAGGCGCUCACCAACAUUGCCACCACCAGCAGCAACAUGGCGAUUGGCUACCAGGCCCUGACAGCAGCGACAAGCACAGUCAACUGCACAGCCAUUGGCGCAGGCGCACUAGAGAAGUCCCUCAGCAGCAUCAACACCACAAUCAGGUGCCAGAGCCUCUUCAAUGCCACAAUGGGUACAAACAACACAGUGAUUGGCGUCAACACUGGCCUUACCAUCACUACCAGAUUGUGCAAUACAUGCAUGGGCAAUGGCGCCAACGUCAACUUGGCAACAGCCAACAACCACAUUGCGCUUGGAUACAAUGCAUCGGCCACCACUGAUGGCCAAAUGGCAAUCACACCUGCAAUCACACACAUCAAGGCCACAGGACUUGGGAUGGCCAUGGAUGGCAUGGGCACAUUGCUCACUAUGGAUGCCUCUGGCAACGUGCGUAAGGCUGGUGGCACAACCAUGAAUGUGGCCACUUUUGACACCUUUGUCAACUCCAAGGGUGCCACCAGUGGUCUGGCGACGCUCGAUGGCGCCAGCCAGGUGCCUGCCAUGCAGCUCAGCAACACCUAUGCACCACCUGUCACCAAGGGAAUCUUGACCACUGGCAACGGCAGCACACCCAUCACACUGGCACCCAGCACCAACAAGCAAGUGCUAAUGGCCGAUCUGACCGCCGCCAUGGGCCUGGCCUACAAGCAAGUGGAUCAUGCCAACCUGACCAACAAGGGCACAAACACGCACGCACAGAUCAAUUCCUUCAUCACCUCCAAGGGCCAAGCCAGCGGCCUUGCAACGCUCGACAGCGCCAGCAAGGUGCCUGCAGCGCAACUUCCUGCACCAACACUGACACUCCCUGGCACUUUGAUAGGAGCGACAAGGGCGCGCCAGACCGUGCUGGGUACAGAUGCCACUAAGAACAUUUUUGACGACAGCAUAACGUACUGCACCACCAUCAGAACGAAAGUGCUGUGGGACUUCCAGACCAACAACGUCACCCUGGGGAUAAACACCACCAUUGGCAAUGCCACCCUCCUCACACUCACUGCUGGAUUCAACAACACAGCAGUCAGUGCCACAGCCAGUAACAACCUGAUGACAGGCAACAACAACACCUUCCUGGGCUACAAUGCCAACACAAGCAUUGCAGAUGACAUAUCCAACUCAAUCACACUUGGCAGUGGCACCAUGGUGGAUGCCAACAGCCAGCUUGCAAUCCCAACCACAGUCACACACGCCAAGGCAGACAGUCUUGUGACAGCUGCCAAUGGUGUGGGCAUGCUGCUUGCCAUGGAUGCCUCUGGCUACAUCCACAAGGCAGGUGGUGUGAGCAACAUGACACUGGCAGCCAUUACAGCAUCCAUUGCAGCCAAAGAAGAUCCCUCCAACAAGAAUGUGGCUGGUGGCUAUGUGGGACUUGAUGGGGCAGACAAGGUGUUGCUGGUGAACCUCCUGGACGUGAGCAUGUCUGUGAUUGGCGGUGUGACUGGUGUCACCUUGGCCUCCAACACAGCUCUGGGAAGUGGUGCCUUCAAUGUGACUGCCAUGGGACUACGCAAUGUUGUAGUGGGCAUGGGUCUGUUGGCUGCCUUGAUGACCGCAACUGACAAUGUUGCCAUUGGCUCUCUGGCUCUUGCAUCAAUCACUAUGGGCAGCACCAGCAUUGCUGUUGGAUUGAACGCACUCACACUCCACACUGGUUCGUUGGCUGUCGCCAUUGGCUACAAUGCGCUUGCCAAGAGCACAACUGCUCAGUUUAACAUGGGCGUGGGCCACCAGACACUUGCCAACAUCAUAUCUUCCAACAGCAACACAGCCAUUGGAUACCAGGCGCUCACAGCGGCCACCAGCACAGUCAACAGCACCGCCGUCGGCACAGGCGCGCUCAAGAACUGCCUCAGUGGCACCAACACCGCCACUGGCUUCUGGAGCCUCUGGAACACCAUGACAGGCACAAACAACACGGCGGUGGGCGCCAACUCCAGCCUCACCAUCACCACCAGAUCACGCAGCAUGUGCAUGGGCGAUGGCGCCAACACCAACUUGGCCACCGCCAUGGAUCACAUCACAUUGGGCAAUGGCGCCAUAGCAACAUCCAACAGCCAGUUUGCUCUGCCAUCAGCCAUCACCCAACUGCUCAUGUCCAGUGCACACCACCAAUGCACCCAUACCACUGAGCAUAGACUUGAGCAUCGUGCGCAAGGCGCCCACGCCGUUCUUCUCAUUGGUCUCACUCUUGGCUGA